This is a messenger RNA of Sclerotinia trifoliorum, 2964 nucleotides long. Lineage: Eukaryota; Fungi; Ascomycota; Leotiomycetes; Helotiales; Sclerotiniaceae. The record is from the annotation of a GenBank genome assembly.
UAAUAACCAUCAAUACCUGUCUACUUACCGAGUAAAUGCAAUACAACAACUUACCUACCUACCCAUCCAUGCUGUACCUCUUGUGAAAUUAGAUGAAUCCUCUCUCUGCCGUAUUCUUCUUCUAGCUCUUCAGUCCUAGUCAUUCUAGCCAUUCUAAGUUCUGCUAGUCCUUCUCAUCCCUCCUGAAUACUUCACCUUCUUCUUUUCCUCCCUCUCCUCCGUCUCCUCCUCCUCCUCCUCCGUCUUCUCUCCUUUUCCAACACCUAUCGCCGCCCCCUCACUCACUAUCGGCAUUUUCUCCCGAUCCACACGAAUAUCCGCUAAUUCUUCUCUGUUGAUCUUCGGAUUGGAGGGAUUGAUAAACUCACGUACCAGGCACAGGCUGGUUCAGGGAAGGAAGUAGUUGCUAGUAAAGUGGCUCGUGGUACGGAGUACAGACACCGAAAUCCAGGGCAAAAGAUCGCGAUUUGAUAAAGCUUGCAACCUCUUCACGCCUAAUCUUCAAUUCCAUUCAAUUCAUUUGUUCUCCUUAAAAACAAUUUCUCUAAGAAUUAUCUUACUCACCUCCAAAUCGGCGCAUAACCUCAAUUACAACCACCAAAACAAAACAAAAUUAAUUCAAGUACUACCUACCACAUAUUCUUCCCAUUCCAUAUCUUCUGGGGACACUACAUUCGACAACUCUUGGAAUUGUAGAGGUUUUAUCUCUUAACUUAACAGUAUUUGCAAUAAUAGUUGAAUAAUUGCCAGCCAUGGCAGGAAAGUAAGUUGCAUUUCUAAAAUCCCCUUUUCCCGUCACAAUCCCAUCUUUUCAGUCUCAAUUUUGGAUCACUUCAAUCACUUCUGCGAAUAAUACUAAUCAUCAUCUGUUUAGCCCAUUGGGAUCUGCCUUCAAAUCUUUCUGGCAUACUAUGACCAGUUAUGAUCGUCGUAUGUUGAUACCAAAACCUCCCAAGAUUUUCAACAGGAUUCUAACCAAAAGUAAAACAGACUCGUCUUACGAUUCUCCAUAUAGAACUGGCGGACACGUUCCUCUCGCACAAAGUCGACAUGAACCCUUAACGUCCGUUGCUACAACAGCUUCAGAAUCACGCGCAGAUUUGAACUCCCCCUAUUUUGAAGAGUCAGGUCGACAAUCUACAUCUGCACUUAAUGGCAACGCUUAUCCAGGUUCGCCAUUCGCCCCUCCAGCAAGUCCAGGUCCGCAAUCACCAUACUCGCCGGGAAUGAGAUCAUCUACGCUUCAACGUCAAUCUACACAAGAAAAUUUUGAGAAUGUUACACCUGGAGAAAUUCAAUUGCAAGCUUUCCAAGAAGGUCUUCCCCCACCACCACCAGUCGGACACUCCUGGAAGAGAAUCGAUAGAUGGGCCGAGGAAAAUUAUGCAGAGCUAUGGGAUCAACUCUGCGAGGGAUGCACAAAUAAUGAUUUAAAUGAAUUGGAGCAUCAACUGGAUUGUUCCCUUCCGAUGGAGGUUCGAGAGUCAAUGCAACUUCAUGAUGGACAAGAACGUGGUGGUACACCUACCGGAAUUAUCUUUGGCUCCAUGUUACUUGAUUGCGAGGAAAUUGUGCAAGAAUGGGAAAACUGGAAGGUGGUCAAUCAGGAAUAUCUUACAGAAUCACCCAGCAACCAAAGACCUGCAGUGCCACCAAAGGCAUUAGGUGGUAGUUCAUCUUCGUCGAAGCAACCUGCAAACGCGCAAAAUCCUUACUGGAGACAAGAUUUAUUGGCAAAACAGGAUUCUCAACCUCCUAAUGCUAUUCAAAAAGUCUAUGCGCAUCCCGCCUGGAUUCCUCUUGUUCGGGAUUGGGGUGGAAAUAACUUGGCAGUUGAUUUGGCACCGGGACCAGCUGGUAAAUGGGGUCAGGUCAUUCUAUUUGGUCGGGACUAUGAUUGUAAAUAUGUUGUCGCACGAUCAUGGUCUGCUUUCUUGGCUACAGUCGCAGAUGAUCUCAGCAGUGGUAAAUGGUUUGUGGAUGAAGAAACCAAUGAGCUAAAGUUGAAAGAAUUCAAAUCAGGAAAAGUCGAGCCUGGUUAUUUCGAUAUCUUGAGAUGGAGGAUGGAUCAGAAGUAUGGUCGCAAGAAUGUACGAAGAAGAUCAGCGCCGCCUGUCAAUGGUAAUGGAGGAUCCCCGGCUGGAUCUCCUUACGCAAGCCCGGCUGCUGAGAUUGGUGAACCGCGUGGACGUUCUAUGCAACGUUUCUCUGGAGCUUCACCCAUUCCAAGUCCAAAUCGUCCUGGUUUUGGAAAGUCGAGUCCUCUAGCUAAAGUUGCUGAAGAAGGAUCAGGAACAAAAGUCAACACGAUGGAUAUUCCCUCCACGAAACUUGUCGAUGUUCAAACACCAAGACCAAGCAUAGAGAAUAAAGCUUCGGAACGACCAGUACUAGAAUCUGAAUCAACUAAUGAGAAUAAAGAAAAUGAGAAGGCUAGUGAGAAGGUUACGGGGUUAGGAUUAGUAUCAGGAACUUCUGAGAAGGAAACCUCUGCUGAUGAUGAAUCUGCGAUGAAGACGAUCGAAAUCUAAUGCCAAUGCCGACACAUUUCAAUUCGAGUUUGCGUUUCGUUUUUCUUCGCAUUGCAUGAGGCGUUAUGGGGUUUUGCGUGGUACGAAGAUUCAUUGAUUCAUAAUCAGAAAUUUGAGAAGUUAUUUUUUUUUCUUCAUUGUCAUAAUGGCAUGCUUGCCUACAUGGAAAAUGUAUCCAGCGGUUAGCUUUCUUCAUGAAUAUACAGUUUGAGUAAAAUUUGAGGUGGAAGUUGAAGAUUCUUUAUGUGUGUGUGUUGUGUAUGUUUGUGUGUAGCGUUGAUGUCUAUGCAUGGAUGGAUGGAUUACUGAUUACUUUUAGCUACUGAGAAGAAAAGGAUAGAUAUGCAUAAUGUGAGAAAGUUAUUUUGAGAUUGUGAGAUUGGUAGAGAGAAGAGAGUAUGCUUUUUGUGAAGUAUGAUGUGGUGAUAAGAGA